Molecule: messenger RNA, 823 nt
Organism: Girardinichthys multiradiatus
Lineage: Eukaryota; Metazoa; Chordata; Actinopteri; Cyprinodontiformes; Goodeidae
Gene: fabp3
Product: fatty acid binding protein 3, muscle and heart
Exons: 4
Coding region: 110-511 (133 amino acids)
Biological process (GO): fatty acid transport
Cellular component (GO): cytosol; nucleus
Molecular function (GO): fatty acid binding
Source: RefSeq, a predicted model, not a curated record
UCCGCUUGUGUUCCUCCUCUGUCAUUCUGACGCUCCUCUGCCUCCCUUGUUGCUGACUACUCACCCUCUCACAGGCUUUUCGUCCCCGUUUCUCUGUUUUGCUGCAAACAUGGUCGAGGCUUUCGUGGGCACAUGGAACCUGAAGGAGAGCGUGAAUUUUGAUGAGUACAUGAAAGAGCUGGGUGUGGGCUUUGCAACACGCAAGGUAGGCAACCUGACUAAGCCCACCACAAUUAUCUCUGUGGAUGGUGACAAGGUGACCGUGAAGACCCAGAGCACCAUUAAGAACACGGAGCUUUCCUUUAAGCUAGGAGAGGAGUUUGAUGAGACCACAGCAGAUGACAGGAAAGUCAAGUCCUUAGUGACAUUAAAGGACGGGAAGUUGGUACACGUUCAAAAGUGGGAUGGUAAAGAGACCACUUUGGCCAGGGAAGUUGAUGGAAACAAGCUCACACUGACACUUACAUUUGGAGAGGCGGUUUGCAGACGUCACUAUGAGAAAGGAGAGUAAAACCCACCAUGGAGUGUUUUGCAUCGGCUAAUGCCCCAAAACUCCAAGAAAAUGCCAGGAAUGGCUGUUGGUUCCCCUUUUACUGUACCUUCAGUAUUAUUGUUACUGCUGACCAGGAAUUUCUCAGCCCUUUGCUUGUUGUGUUCAUCCCUCUACUAAAAGAAACACUGAAUAAAUUCAAAUGAUUUUUUUUUAAAUAAAACCACUGAUUUUUUUUUUGUAUUAAAAAUGUGUUUUGCACACCUGGCAAAUUUCUGGAAUUUAAAAGUGUUCUUGUGAUCUCAAACAGUCACAAUAAAUAUGUUAACAUGA